AUGUACCAUCUAUGGACAAUUCAGAAUGCUAAGGGUCAUGGCAAGAACGAGACUUUGGACAGCUUACGGGCUGAAGUCAAUAAAUUCAUCAAGCUUGGCCUCGUGGUUGCUUCGUCUCAAAAAAGCGCGACAAUGAAAUGGGACCAGUACAUUCUCACAAUUGUUCUCCGGCUGGGCGUGUGUUUAGUAGGCUGGCCAUCAAAUACACCGUUUCAAACCCCAAGCAAGAUCUCCACUGUGGACUCUAUGCAAGAGUUGCGGGAUGCAUUAAAGACUGGAGAGUGUCAUUGGCGAAAGAUCACAGCAGAGGAGCGUCUCAAAUGGAAGAAGAAGUACGACCAGGAAGUCAAGGAUGGCAAGCUGAAGGUGACAACCAAGAAGCCUCGGAGCGAUCUCAAUGGGACACACAAGCGGAAGACGGCCACUGCCAGGCCAAGCAAAUUGAAGAAGGCCAAGAGUGCAGCUACAGUUGGCUGUGUCGAUGAUGGCAACCAGGACCGUGAUGGAGAAGAGGAGGAGGAGGAGGAGGCCAAUAACAGCGUUCAAAAGGUGCGUUGGUCAACUCGAGGAGAUGAUGAAGACAACUUGACAGCUCCGCAGCAAAAGAGGAAGACGCCUGGGUCUGGCAGCGCUAGGGCAAGCAAGCAAAAGCCAAAGGCUGGGAAGAAGUCCAAAACGUCCAGCAGCAUCUCAGCAAAGAAGAAGGUCGCUGUCAAGAAAAGCUCGAGACUUGCGGUCCUAGCUCAGAAAGCAAAGGCUGUAGCUUCGAAGUCCAAGUCAUGA
Molecule: messenger RNA, 783 nt
Organism: Mycena citricolor
Lineage: Eukaryota; Fungi; Basidiomycota; Agaricomycetes; Agaricales; Mycenaceae
Source: the annotation of a GenBank genome assembly